Tetrahymena thermophila SB210 is the source of this 3195-nucleotide messenger RNA. RefSeq lists its product as hypothetical. Lineage: Eukaryota; Ciliophora; Oligohymenophorea; Hymenostomatida; Tetrahymenidae. The transcript is spliced from 8 exons. The record is from RefSeq and is a predicted model, not a curated record.
GAAAAAAAAAAUCAAAAAAUUUAAAAAAAAUUAAUUCACAUUAAAAAAGAUAUAUUGCAAAAAGGAGAAGAUUAAAAAACAAAAGUAUAGAUGAGCGGAGCAGAGAUUAAGAAAAGAAACUGGGCAGAUAUUGGAAAUGACUCAGAAGAUGAAGACAGACACGAAGAAACUGUUUCAAAAGCUGAAAGCAGUGGAAGUAAGUAGAAUAGUUAGUCUUAUUAAGCUGAAAAGUAAGCAACAAAGGAAGCCUAGCAUUAUUAGAAUAACUAAUAGUAUGGAUAAAAUAGACAAUAGAGUGGAAAUUACAAUAAUAAAAACUAUGAUCACCAUUAAAAUUAUAAAAAUAAGAGAGAUAACUAUGGCCAGAGAAGACCUUAUUAAGAGAAUAGCAAUCUAAAGGAUGAAUUUAAUUAAUAAUAUGAAGAUAUGGUUAGCUAAAUAGAGGAAUAUGAGUCAGAUCUCAUCACUUUUAAAAUUGCAAAAAGAGACCAAUAAGUAGAUGAAGAUCUUGUUAGAAAAGUCUUUAAAGGUUUAGAUAUUAAAGAUAUGAUUGCAGACAGUAAAUUCAGUGGAUGCUUUAAAAUAAAAUUUGACCGUAACGAUGCACUCAAAAUUAUUCAAAUGAAAGAUUUACCAUUCUACAUAAGAAUAUGGGCAGAAUCAGCUCCUGGUACUUAAAAAAAAAAAUAUGAUAGACAAUAUGGCUAGAAUUAUAAUUAGGAUAGACAAUCAGAUUUUGUAAAAUAAAAUCGUUAGCCUCAAAAAGAAUCAACAACAAGUGAAGUUAAGCAACAUGGCUAAUAAGUUUAAAAUUAGAAUGAGAAUUAAACAAAAGCAGAUAAUGAUCAAGAAUUUAACUAUGUUGUAAGUAGCAAGAGAUAAUUCGAGGAAGAUGAUUAAAACAAUAAAAAAUUCAAAUAAUAAGAUAAGUAUGGAAAUAAAGGUUAUACAAACACAAAAAAUAACUAAGAAGAGUAUAGACCUAAAGGAUUUGUCAAUAAGAAUAAGUAAGGUGACGAUAAACCAUUCUUUAAAACUAUUAACUACGAUGAUGGAAUUGUUAUUACAAGAAAUAUGAAUAAUAAACCAGCUUAACCAUCAUAAAGUGCAACAAAUAGCUAGCCUGCUAAUGAAACUGCUUAAAACGAAAAUAAUAAACCUAAAUAAUAAGAAUAAACUUAACAAUAGCAUUAGUCUCCUUAAACUUAGCAAUAAUAAGAAAAGCCCUAAUAAUAAACUAAAGUUGAAAAAAAAUAAGAUCAAUAACAAGAAAAAAAAUAGAACAAUUAACACUAACCACUACCUGAUUAAAAAAAAAAGGAAAACAUAUAAAAUGAGUAGAAGCCUCAACCAUAAAUUGAAUAAAAGCAAUAGCAACAUCAAAGUGUGUAAAAGCAUACUCCUCAGGUUGAAUUAAAGAAUCAAAAUGAACAUAAGCAUCAAACUGAAUAAAAAGCUGAAAUUAAGUAGGAUUUAAAAGCUCAUGAAAAAGUAUAAAAACCUGUUUCUUAAGCUUAAGAACAAUAGAAAACCACUGCUUUAGAGAAGGAAUAGAAAGUAGCUAAUAUCUAGGAAAAUGGAUAAAAAGUACCACAUUAAGAAAAAGAAUCAAAAACAAAUACAGCAGCUACUGAUAAUAAUUCUUAAUCAUAGAAAGCUCACGUACAAACUACAGUUGCAAAUAAACCAAAUCAAAAUCAAGUUCAAUAAGCAACAGAAAAAGUAGUAUAAAACUAAAAGCCUAAUAAUUAGCAAUAAACAUAAAACUAAAGCUAGGGUUAAUAAAAGACUUAAAAUUCAACUAAAAAAGAAGAAUAAAAGGGUGAUUAAAGAGUAGAAUAAGCAAGUUCUGUGUAACAAGUAGUGAAAGUAACUAAGAGUGAGAAUUCACAAGUUUAAGAAUAAUAAAAGCCAUAAUUAAAUAAAGUAAAUAAGGAAUCUAAAGAUUAAGAAGAGAAUUCUUAAAAUAAAGAAGGCAAUAAUUAUAAAAAAUAUUAGGAUAAAAAAUAUAAUAAAGAUGAAAGAGAUAGAAAAAAAAAUGUACAAAAUGUAGUUUAUGUAGAAAAGUAGUUAGCUAAAAAAGAAGCUCAAGAAUAAAUUAAUUAAAUUUAUGAUUCCGAAGUUUAAACAAAGUAAUUAUCUAAGAAUGAAUAUAAAUCUUAGGAGAGUGUAGAGAUUUAUGAUGAGAAUUAAAAGAAAGACCCAUAAUUAUAUAAUGAAAAUGAACUUGAAGACUUAAACAAUGAAAAUAUUAAUAAAAUUAAUAGCAAAAAAUCUUAUGAUAAUAAUAGAAAACCCUAUAAAAAUCAAAAUAAUAACAAUAAUAAUUACUAUAGAAAAGAUGGAAAUCAGUAAAAGCAAUAUAAAUAUGAAAGAAAGCAUGAAGGCCAGCAAGUUAAUGAAUAAAGUAAUCAUAAUGAUAAUUAAGAUUCAUAAAAUCAUGAAUAAAAAGAUAACUAACAAGGCAAUUAAAGAAGGGUUUACCAAAAAAAUAAUUAUAACAAUAGAUAAUAAGGUUAUGAUUAGAACAAUAAUAAUAAUAAUAACUACAACAACAAUAAUAAUAGGUAGAACUUUUAAAAAAGACACUAGAAAAAAUUUGAGGAUAAUGUGAGUGAUUACGAAACUGAUAGCUAAGAAAGUGCUUAAUCUCGUUAAAAUAGCAAAGAAAACCAAAAUAAUAGAGAGAAAAGAAACUCAAAUAAUUACAGAAACAAUAACACAUAUUAUAAAAAAGAUAACAAUAGAUAGGAUGAUAAUUAUGAAAGAAAAAGGUAUCAAAAUGAUCAUAAUAACAGUAAUAAUAACACCGAAGGUAACAAAAAUAAUAAUUACUACUCCAAGAACACAUAAGGAUAAUAAAAUUAAGGUAAUAAUGAUGGUUAGAGAAAACAUUAUGAUAAUAAAAAUUAAGAUAAUAACAAUCAACAAACUUAAGGAAAUCAAAGAAAGGGUAAUAAUAAUUAUAGACAAAAUAACUAUAAUGAAAACAACAAUUAGCACUAUUCCAAUUAGAACAAUCAAAAAAAUACAAAUUAUUAAAAUCAAGAUUAAUCUAACAACUAAAAUAACAAAAGAAACUAUCAAGAUGAAAAUAGCAACACCAAGCAACAAGCAGGAUCUUAUGCUGGCAAAAAAUAGCAACCUAAAUAGCAAAUAUAAAGUCAUAAUAUUUUUAACGUACUCUCUGAUUGA